AGACCAGUCACAAACAACUCAACAACGUCAUCGGGCCGAACGUUAACAGUUUAAGGCGUUGGCGCCACCUUAUAAGAGUCAACAUCAACAGCUAAAUUUUCUGGAGACAUGGCGAAAUUUCUGCUCUCUUGCAUUAUCGCCAUCUGUUGUGCCAGUCUUAGCAUUGCCAUGGAUUCUGCAUCCAACAGCUACAGCCAACCUACCACCAGCGAGAUUUUGGUCGGGAAGGGUCCAGGCUGGGAGUGUAAAUACACAACCAUGCCACCUUAUAUGUACAACUGUGGUUGCACACGGAUCUCUGAACUACGCCUCGCUGAUGUGAACUUCUUCGACAAUACGGUCACUGAUCUGUGGGUACCAUGCAACGCGAAGCUACCGAGCUACAAUGCGUCUGUUUUUGACGGGCUACCCUCGUUCAUCAGACAAAUUAAAAUCUGGGAUUGUUUUGAGGAGGAGGUUGGGAAGGAAGUGCUAUACGGGUUGAUAAACAUAGAUUCUCUGGAUCUGGUAAACAUGUUGUCGCUUUUCGUCAAUAGGGUUCUCGACCAUUGGAUAACGGAACCACUCGCUCCGGUGAGGCUAGAUCCCGAGCUGUUUGCCUCCGUGCCCCAGCUGAGGAAACUGAACCUGCGCUGGCUUUUCAUGGACACGUUUCCGGAGGCCCUCUAUCAUAAAAUAAAUGGACAAGCACCCCUUCAAAACAUGUUGGAACUGGACCUUUCUUGGAACAGAAUUCCAGACGUUAAAUCAGAGUAUUUCAGCAAUAUGAUAAAGCUGAAUGUUCUCGAUAUAUCUUUCAAUCAUAUACACAACUUAUCCGAUUCACUUUUGAUGUUGCGAAAUCUGCAACGUCUCCAUAUCAAAGGCAACCACAUUGAAAGUCUGGAUGGUUCGCCUUUCAAAACUUUGAGAGAGCUCAGCACCUUAGUAUUAUCCCAAAUGCGCCCGAUCAUAAAUAUAACUUUACCGGGACAUGUGGGACACAAAUAUCCCCAGCGAGGGGCACUUCGGUUUAUUCAUCCAAGUUCCUUCGUAGGUUUGUGGAAUCUCAAGGAACUUCAGAUUGAUAUCAAUAGCAUUGAACUGAUACAGAAUGGAACAUUUGACCCACUCAUCAAACUAGAACAAUUAAACCUAUCUGUUGGACUCAUAUCCACGAUUGAAGAGGAUGGAUUUCGAGGGUUGCAAUCUCUGAGCUCGUUGGACCUGAGCUAUAACAAUCUGUCAUGCAUCGGAAAUUCUGUUUUUGAAAACUUGCCUGCCUUGCUUAAACUGAAUCUGGAAGGCAAUUAUCCCAGAGAACCUUUAUAA
Messenger RNA from Branchiostoma floridae (Florida lancelet), 1311 nucleotides. RefSeq names its product leucine-rich repeat-containing protein 15-like. The transcript is spliced from 2 exons. The record is from RefSeq and is a predicted model, not a curated record. Gene Ontology annotation, cellular component: extracellular matrix. Bases 109 to 1311 code for a protein of 400 amino acids. Lineage: Eukaryota; Metazoa; Chordata; Leptocardii; Amphioxiformes; Branchiostomatidae. Gene Ontology annotation, molecular function: protein binding.